Molecule: messenger RNA, 1503 nt
Organism: Talaromyces marneffei
Lineage: Eukaryota; Fungi; Ascomycota; Eurotiomycetes; Eurotiales; Trichocomaceae
Exons: 3
Coding region: 1-1503 (500 amino acids)
Biological process (GO): attachment of mitotic spindle microtubules to kinetochore; homologous chromosome segregation; meiotic sister chromatid segregation
Cellular component (GO): chromosome, centromeric core domain; monopolin complex; nucleolus
Molecular function (GO): protein binding; microtubule site clamp
Source: RefSeq, a predicted model, not a curated record
AUGCCGAAAAGGAAAGCUGCGACGAGAAUCUCAGGUCUGCUCGACUCUGACGAUGAGAUUGUCGACAACGCUGUCGCGUCGCAUUCCGAAUCACACGACGAACGACCCGCGAAGAAACCCAGAGGCAGGCCUAAAUCUACUGGUGUAAAGGUCGAAGAACGAGCAGCAUCAUCCAAACCUGCUCGCACUUCAUCAGCAGCAGCGGUGAAGCAGAACGGCACUACAAAGAGAGUGUCAAAUCGGGGACGACGGCCUAGAGCAACCACAGGAAAAUCGGAUACAAUUGAUGAAGAAACGGAGGAUGGAUUGCAUACCGAUAAUGAUCUCCAGCAAGAAAGCGCUCAGGAAGAGGAAGUCGCCCCAGCAGAAUUGUCGCCAGUCAAAAAGAGGAGGGGUCGACCGCGAGAUUCAGACAGCACUGCGAAACAAACACGCGUGACGGAAGACGGCGAAUUCGAAUAUACUCCAACAGGUUCGCGGCAAUUUAAACCUACAGAAGAGGCUGUGAUUCCCGAUAGUCAGAACCCGACUUCAGACGCGUUCGUAGGCGACGCGCACCCUUCAGACAAAAGAUCUAGCAUAAGCUCUCCAUUGAAGUCUCUGACGAAUGGCGAAAGACCUGGCCGAAAACGCCCAACUGUUACUUUUGCGGAUACCGUUGAGAAAGCAUCAUCAUCCGAUCCAGACCUAAGACGCAUGCUCGGCGACAUGACAAAGAAGUAUGAGACGUUGGAAGUGAAGUAUCGUAACUUACGAGAGAUUGGUGUUGUGGAAGCCAAUGCCAAUUUUGAAAAGAUAAGGAAACAGUGUGACAGCGCCAUGAAUGCUUCAAAUAAACUCGUGGAGUCUCUUAAAGAAGAGCUUGCAGCCCAAAAGGUUCUUGGCAAAGAAUCUAGAAGUCUGCAGAAGCAACUCCGCGAGCGAGAGAAAGAAGUGACGGGUCUUCAAUCGCAGGUCGACGACCUAUCGACACAGUUAUCCACGGCUCAGACGGAAAUCAAAGCUUUACAGACAAAACUGGCAGCUGCACGAAACAAUUCUGUGACCAACGAUGGAUCAAACAACAAAGUCCCUGGAAGCGCCAUCAAGAACGGUACGAAUCGCAAUGCUGCAGCAGGCGCUGCUGCCGAGGCGGCUCAGGCUGCUCAUUUAGCGCAGUUGAAAGAGGACUUGUACAGCGAUUUAUCCGGUUUGAUUAUUCGAAAUGUCAAAAAAAGAGACAUGGACUACCUUUACGACUGUAUCCAAACUGGUGCAAAUGGAACACUGCAUUUCAAACUCGCCGUCGCACAUGAUGGCAGUGGCAACAUGGCUUCCAAUUUUGAUACGACAGAGUUCCAUUAUAUGCCCCUUUUGGACUCUAAUCGCGAUGCAGAUCUAGUUGAAAUUCUACCGGAUUAUCUUACUGUGGAUAUCACAUUUUCGCGGCAGAACGCGUCAAAGUUUUAUAACAGAGUUAUCGAUUCUCUAACGAAACGACCUGUCGAUUCGAUCGAACGAUAA